AUGUCUACUGCACACGGAACUUCAACGCACUGGGCCAAGACUGACCCGUCCGUCCCUCCCCCGAGUUACAAUGCAGCGAUGGGUGGACUCCCUUCGUUGCGGUCCUCCAGCCCUCUUGAUGCCUCUAGCCAGCAUCGAUCUGACGACUUCUCCGAGAAGAAACAACGAGAGCGCGAACUUGAGCUCGACCCCCGUCGUGCCUGUCCGACUACCAUCAAGCAAGUCGAUCCCACGUAUCGCUCGUACUCGCCUUCCGCAACUAUGUCUCUUGACCCCAAGACAGCGCUCGCGAGAUUCGGGAGCCCCUUUGCAACGUCUCCUGAAUGGUCACCCCUCCCUCAGGAUGCUUGCCUCACUCGAUUGCCUUCUUUAGAUUUGGAUCUGCGAAUCAAGAUGCGCUUCUCCAGUCCUUCCAACGAGCAGCGCAUCUCUGCUCCGCCGCCAAGUUUUCAUCGACGCGCCAUCCCCUCCAUUUCGUCCGAUGCGAUGCAGUUUGAGCCGGUCUACAUCAAGAGCGCCAACAACAAAGAGACCAAGAAGCAGAUCCUCUCGGAUGGUUUCCAGCCCGUAUAUCCGGGCCGCCUCUUGGUGCCACGCGACGUUUCCGCAGCAGACUGGGCUCGUUUCUUGGACGACAUUGUUGCUGCGGGAGCGCUCACAGGCAAGCAGAAGAUUGUCUCCAAUGUCGCGCCCAUCACCAUGCACAUUGGUAUCACCGGCUUCCUCGUGACGCGUGCUAUCCAGAAGGGCAUGAAGAAGCGCAAGUCACCCUUGAUCUGCGAGACAAUCGAGAACUGGCAGCACCAAUUCUUUGGCGCUCGCAGCCUCGAUGUCUAUGUGCUCUACAAUGGCGAGCGUCUCACCGCCCGCUCGCCCAACGGCCCCAUCCCUGCAUCUGCGUAUCCGGCGCAUCCCCAGCUCCAGCGUCAGGAUAGCCACGCUUCUUCGGUCAGCUCGCUCUCGAGCAACAGCAGCUCCAGCAGCGAUUCAUCAGACGAUGGGGACCGUGCUGCGCUCCAGACGCUCGACGGCCGACGCCUCGGCCGGAAGGAGAGGAAGCUGCUCAGAAAGCAGAGGAAAGCCGAGCGCAAACAAGAGCGCAAGCUCGCCAAGAGCGAACGCAAGCACAGGCGCAAUGAGAAGAGGCAUGGAUGCUCGCCUUGCUCUCCACUUGCUAGCCAGUCCCCCAGCGGAUCGAGGCCCAGGCAGGACGGCGCUAGAGGAGGCUACCUGCUCGUCAUUGCUCCGCUCUCAGCCUCCACAGCCAGUGUCGCAGAAGAUGCCGCUUUCUUCAUGUGUCGCCGCAUCGGCUAUAGAGAAGAGCGGCAAUUGCCGUCCGGCUAUCUACGUGAGAUCUAUGUGGGCGGUCUCAGCGGCGUCAAGCCCCAGACCACCGACUUGAAGCAGCUCGAGCAGCACGCCAAGGCCAAGAUCAAGCCCGAAGCGUACGCCUACGUUGCUGGUAGCGCCUCGACCGAAGCGACUGCCCAGAACAACCUCGAUGCCUUCAAGAAGUGGCACAUUGUCCCAUCUAUGCUGCGCGAUGUGUCGCUGGCAGAGUUCGACAGUAGCACGCGGCUGUUCGGCCGCAAGUACGCCACGCCGCUCGUCAUCGCUCCCAUCGGCGUGCAGGCGCAGCUCCAUCCCGAGGACGCCGACUGCGCUACCGCAUGUGCAGCAGCCGAGCUCGAGAUCCCCUUCACUCUGUCUUCAGCUACCAGCCGCCCGCUCGAGCAGGUUUACGAGCAGGCCGGCUUCCGUACCGACCCCGAGGAGGAGGACGACGGCGGCGUCGACGCCUGGUUCCAGCUCUACUGGCCACAGGACGACGAGCUUACAGAGAGCCUCCUCGCCAGAGCAAAGAAGGCUGGCUACCGCGUGCUCGUCGUUACUCUCGACACGUGGAGCCUCGGCUGGAGACCUCGCGACCUCGACACCACAUAUAACCCCUUCCUGACGGGUGAAGGAGUGGCCAAUGUCUUCUCGGACCCGGUCUUCGUCCGCAAGUAUUGCGAUGGAAAGGAUCCGCGCCGCGCAGAUGUGACGCCGGACGAGAUCACCUCUGCAUCGGUUGCAGCGAUCUCGCAGCUUUCGCCGGGCAUUUCGCGAUCGUGGGCGGACCUGGCGCAGCUUCGACGUCUGUGGGGUUCGGCUCCCAUCGUGCUCAAGGGCAUCCAGACGCUGGCAGAUGCUGCUCGUGCCGUUGAAGCGGGCAUGGACGGUGUGUGGGUCUCGAACCAUGGUGGGCGUCAGGUCGAUGGCGCCGUAGGCUCGCUCACCCAGCUGCCCGCGAUUGCCGACUACAUUCGCUCCCUCCCACUCAAGGAGGGCGAGGAGAAGAAGACGGUCAUCUUUGACUCGGGCAUCCGCUCGGGCGCUGACAUCAUGAAGGCUCUCUCCCUAGGCGCAGAUGGCGUCGCCAUCGGUAGGCCCUGGUGCUGGGGUCUCGCAGCGAACGGACAGGAUGGCGUGCGCGAUGUGCUCAAGACGCUGCUCGCCGAUUUGGAACUCAACGCCGGCCUCGCCGGAUUCCAAUCUACGGCCCAGCUCUCCAAACACAAUCUCGUUCGCGCCGACAGCCGCAUGUAA
Messenger RNA from Moesziomyces aphidis, 2589 nucleotides. The record is from the annotation of a GenBank genome assembly. Lineage: Eukaryota; Fungi; Basidiomycota; Ustilaginomycetes; Ustilaginales; Ustilaginaceae.